AUGGCUUCGGAGCGUGGAGAAUCCAGACGACCGCACGCCCGCCGACGCAUCAUUCAGACCUGUCUUCCUUGUCAUCGAGCGAAACGAAAGUGCAAUCGCAAGAAGCCGUGCUCGCAAUGUCUUCGACGACAUACAACCGGUAGCUGCGUCUAUGAAGCCAUCGCCGCCAGCGACUUGGAGCUGCUGGAAUCGAGUGAUAUCGACCUCGCUGCCGAAAAUGCCACUCUGCGUUCUCGCCUCCACGAUCUCGAGGCUGCUGCCAAUGUUUUUCGCGAGCAAUUGCGGCAGACGAAGAACCUGCUGGCUCAAGAACAGAGAAAGGCCGCCUCGUCUCCGGCACAAUCGUCGUCGACGGGACACAAAGACGAACAAGGAGUUUACUACGGUCGCUCGUAUUAUCUCGGCGGCCCAGCUGCACCGGAUCUGCUGCAGCAAAUGAUGUUGCUGUUGCCAGAUAACCAGACGGACAUGCUCUUCGCCUUCUCGGGGUCGUCGAACAAUCUCCAGCCGAUGCUGAACGACGCACCAUAUCUUUUCCCGACCUUUCCGGCCGCCUGCGGUGUCGAACACAUGCUUGCAAUCCUGGACGAUAUCGGCCGAGUUCGGGCGGAUUCUCUGCUCGACAGUUACUACGAACUGGUCGAUCCGCUCCACCACUACGUGCCUACGCCCUGGUUGAUGCAGCGUUAUGAGCGCUGUUGGGAUCGGGAAACCCUGCCACAAGCCCAGGAGGCUGCCCUCGUCUUUGCGGUGCUCGCCUUGGGUAAUUUGGUCUCGGAUAACGAACGGUCCAGCUUCCUGUUAUCCGCUUCGAUGCAACUGCUUCGCAUCUCCAACAUGCUCGCCGUGCCAACCCUCGAUACGUUGCACAGCUUCUGUUACAUCGCGGUAUACAUGCAACAUCAAGGCAAGCUGAGUGAAUACUGGCCACUGCUCGGGCUGGUCAUUCGGCUGGCGCAAUCCCUCGCUCUCCACCGCGAUCCCAGCACGAUCCCUUUGCUACCGCCCGAGGAAUGGGAAAUCCGCCGACGUCUCUUCUGGGUCAUCGCGGCGCAGGAGACGGCGCUGAGCUUGAUGUUUGGUCGUCCAUACGGGAUCGGGUUCGCCGACUGUCAGAUGCCACAGAAUGUCCGCGAUGACGAACUCUUCAACCCUUCCAGCACAGUUCCUCGGGAGCCCACCUACACCGAAAUUUCAUAUAACCGACUGACAUGGGAACUGGGGGAGAUGACGCGGGAGAUCAUGGACGAUGCGUUUCGGCAGCGUGGACCGGCCGACGUCAAUCGUUUGAAGCUCACCGAAUCGCGCAUCCGACAUUGGCAUGAGACGGUGCCGGUCGAGUUCAAGUUCACCCCGUCGACGAGUCGUGAUCUGCAAGAGUGUUCUAAUCUGGAGAACCGCAAGCGAUCCGUGCAAGCGGUCCUUUUACACAUCAUUGUCAACCACAACAUUUUGGUCUUGUUUCGCAAAUCUCUCCUCGCUAAAGGGGACUGGGAGGUUCGUCGGCCCUGUUACGAGGCUGCGUUCAGCAUCGCCGACGGUUGGAAGGCCUUGCAGGAUAACUUCCCCAAGAUGGCGCGCGUGGCAUUCUUACACUGGUUCCGGGCCUUCCAUGGCGCUCUCAUCUGUUUUAUCGCCAUUCGCAUGGAGGGUCGCGAUUCGGGCUACCGCGACAAGGCACUGGCGUCAUGGAUCUCGUGCUUGAGAAUCUUUCGUCGUGUGCAAGACCAGAACCCGAGUAUCUCAGCCUGUUGGCGAGCGCUCGGCCGACUGGACGUCGUCAUGAAAAAGGAAAUGGCAGGGGAGCAACGGAGCUGGCGCCGUACUAUUCCCAAGGACGUCAAGGAUUCGUCGUAUAAUCUCCUCCUCGGACCAUCCUCAUCGCAACCGGAUGACCAUUCUCACAGCAUGACGCCUCCCCAUCAAUUAGCCCCCCUUGCCCGAGAACCCUCUGCUAGGCGAUUUCAACGUGCCGCCGGCUCCCAAUGA
Messenger RNA from Penicillium manginii, 1989 nucleotides. Its product is annotated as Zn(II)2Cys6 transcription factor. The transcript has a single exon. NCBI's taxonomy places the organism in Eukaryota, Fungi, Ascomycota, Eurotiomycetes, Eurotiales, Aspergillaceae. Gene Ontology annotation, molecular function: zinc ion binding; DNA binding; DNA-binding transcription factor activity, RNA polymerase II-specific. The coding region runs from base 1 to 1989 and encodes 662 amino acids. The record is from RefSeq and is a predicted model, not a curated record. Gene Ontology annotation, biological process: DNA-templated transcription; regulation of DNA-templated transcription.